AUGGACAGAGAGUCGGCCUGGUCGACGCUUUCGGGCGUCGGCCCGCUGCUGCACGAGGCAUGCGGCAUCAAGUUCUCCUUCUACACCAAGCGUGAAGUGGAGCGCUUGUCAGUGUGCAAAGUGACCUCGUCGCGACAGCGCGACGUGAUGAACCGACCGCUGGCCAACGGGCUGUACGACGCACGCAUGGGUCCGACCGACAACUGGGACACCUGUGUCACCUGCGGCCUCGAGUACGGCCUCUGUCCAGGCCACUUUGGGCACAUCGAUCUGCCGCUGCCGACCUACACGCACCUGCUCUUCCCGCUCCUCCACCAGCUCCUGCGAUGCGCGUGCUCGGCGUGCCACCACUUCCGUGCACCGCGUGCUCGUCUCGAGCCGUACGCCGCCGCGCUGCGCCUCCUCGAUGCCGGCCUCCUCACCGAUGCUGCCGCGGUGCUCGAAUCCGCCGCCGUGGUCAGCGGCAACUCCAAGCUGGGCAACAACCAGCAGCGGGCGGCUGGCGAGGCGCGCCUCGCCUCGCGAACGGCGAGAGGCUCUUGCCCCGCGUGCGUGCCUCCGACUCUGCGCCUCUCGCGCCUCUCAGGUGGCGGAGGAGUCGGAGGGCGCGUGGAUGAGCGGCGUCUCGGCGGCAGGGCGUCGAACAAGUGCACGCGGUGCGGUCGUGCCUCGGGCAGCCUCAAGGCGCGCGGCGGGCAAGUCUUCUUCCUCCUCGCACCUCUCCUGAGCCUGCUCCGAACUUUCCCCAGCUCCCGCCGAUCGACGCGGAACGGGAGCGUGGCGGCGGCCGCCGCCGCCGCGUCGGCGGUGGCCGCCAAUCGCACUGAGGGCAGCGACAACGACGACGACGACGAGGAGGAGGACGACGAGGAGGCGGAGGAGGUGGACGAGGCGGCGGCAGAGGCGAUGGAGGUGGACGAGGCGACGGCGGAGCGCGGCACGUCGCAGGUGGGCAAGUCCCUCUUCCUCAACCCGACGGAUGCGCGCGAGCGGAUGGCGGCGCUGUGGGAGGCCGAGUCGCAGCUGCUCGGCCAGCUCUACCCAUCGCUCGACGCCGACUCCUUCUUUCAGGAAUUUGUCAUCGUGCCGCCCAACCGGUUCCGGCCGCCGGCAAAGGUGGGCGACCAGCUGUUCGACCACUCGCAGAACGUCUUCCUCAACAAGGUCCUCACCGCGAUCGAGACGCUGCACCGCAUCAAGCAGCAAAAGGCCGACCAGGAUGCGGCGGCGGCGGGCGGGCAGACGGCGGGCGGUGGGAACGGGUACGGCCCGAUGACGGACCAGCGAAUGAUGGAUCGGUACCUCUCCGCGUGGGACGAGAUGAGCUUGGGUGUGGCGUCGAUGGUUGACUCCACCGCUGGCGGCGGCAAGGCCGACGAGAAGGACGCGCAGGGCGUCAAGCAGAUGCUCGAGCGAAAGGCGCGCCGCUCCUGCUCCUGCUCCCGCUCCCUCUCCCGGCUGAGAGGGCGGGCGACUGGAUGGGCGGGCGGCGUCCCGCUGCACUUCGCGACCGAGCUCACCUUCCCCGAGCCCGUCACGCCGUGGAACGUACUGCGCCGCGCGGUCGUCAACGGCCCGCACGAGCACCCGGGCGCGAACUUUGUCCAAGACGCGGACGGCGCGAUGAUCGAUUUGCGCCGCCGCUCCAGGCCGCAGCGCGUCGCCAUCGCCGCCAGGUUGCUCGCCGACGCCGACGGCGGCGGCGGCAGCGUGGCCGGAGGGGAGCUGGGGGGGGCGCAGCUCCUCUCGCCGUCGCUCGGGGGCGGCCUGGCGGCCAUGACGCCAAAGAAGGCGGCCGCCGCCGCGGGCAUUCCCGGCAUCACGCCGGGCAGCGGCGUCCCGCCUUCGGCCGGCCUCGGCCGGUCGCACGUCACGGGCGGCGUCAAGAAGGUCUGGCGGCACCUCGUGAGCGGCGACGCGAUGCUCGUCAACCGGCAGCCCACGCUGCACAAGCCGGGCAUCAUGGCGCACUCGGCGCGCGUGCUGCGCAACGAGAAGGUGAUCCGGAUGCACUAUGCCAACUGCAACACGUACAAUGCCGACUUCGACGGCGACGAGAUGAACCUGCACCUCUGCCAGUCCCACCUCGCGCGCGCCGAGGCAUACCACAUCGCCGCCACCGACCACCAGUACAUCGUGCCGACCAACGGCCGCCCGCUGCGGGGGCUCAUCCAGGACCACGUCGUGAUGGGGGUGCUGCUGACCAAGCGCGACACCUUCCUCACCAAGUCGCAGUACAUGCAGCUCCUCUUCCUCGCCGGCGUCGACCUCUCGCGCGGCGGCGGCACCUUCGUCACGAUGCCGCCCACGAUCCUCAAGCCCGCGCCGCUCUGGACGGGCAAGCAGGUCAUCUCGACGCUGCUCCGCCACCUCGGCGCGGGCGCGCUCAACUGCGCCUUCAAGGCGAAGACGGCGGGCGACACCUGGGCGCGCCCGAGCUGCGCCGGCUACGCCGGCACGGGCGAGCCGGAGGAGAACGCCGUGCAGAUCCUGGACGGCGAGCUUCUCACCGGCGUGCUCGACAAGGCCGCCUUCGGCGCGACCGAGUUCGGGCUGGUGCACUCGGUGCACGAGCUGCUCGGUGGCGAGCCCGCGGGGCAGCUCCUCUCGCAGCUGGGCCGCCUCCUCACCGGCUAUGAGCAGAUGCACGGCCACACCUGCGGCAUCGGCGACGUGAUGCUCACGCCCGCGGCGGACGAGCGGCGGCGCCGACUACACGCCACCGCCGACGGGUGCGGCGUCUCGGCCGCCGAGAGCUUCGGCAAGCUGGCGCCGGGCGCGCUGGCGGCCGCCGCGGCGGCGGGCGCGGGCGGCAGCGGCAGCGGCGGCGGCGUGGCUCGCGCGGCGUUUCGGCAGCUGCUCGCGGAGAAGCUGACCGAGGCGGACAAGGGCGACGAGGCGGGCGCCGCGCUCGACUCUGCGAUGAAGCAGGCGCUGCUUCCGCUGGCGUCGGAGGUUGGCGCCGCUUGCCUGCCCUCGGGCAUGGCGGUGCCCUUCCCGCGCAACCAGUUCGCCAUCAUGACGCAGACCGGCGCGAAGGGCUCGCAGGUCAACUUCUCGCAGAUUGCGGUCAUGCUCGGGCAGCAGGAGCUCGAGGGGCGGCGCGUACCCAUCGGGCCCUCGGGCGCGACUGCGCCGUGCUUCGCCCCGUUCGAGCUCUCCGCGCGCGCCGGCGGCUACAUCACGGACCGCUUCCUCACCGGCGUGCGGCCGCCCGAGUUUUACUUCCACUGCAUGGCGGGGCGCGAGGGCCUCGUCGACACGGCCGUCAAGACGUCGCGCUCGGGCUACCUGCAGCGCUGCCUGAUCAAGCACCUCGAGCCGCUGCAGGUCGCUUACGACCACACGGUGCGCAACGUCGUCGACGGCUCCGUCGUCUCCUUCGUCGCGGGCGAGGACGGCCUCGACCCGACGCGCGUCGCCUUCUUCGGCAACCAGCCCUUCCUCGCGGCGAACGCGCACGCGCUGCGCGCCAAGUGGACCCCGCGCCACGUGCCGGCGGCCUCAGCCGGCCGCCUCGACGCGGCGGCGGCGCACAAGCGGCACGCGGCGCGCCUCGCCACCCCGCCGGAGAAGCGGCCGAUCCUCCUCGAGCGGGCCUCGCCGGCGGCGUGCCUCGGCAACACCUCGCUCGCCUUUGAGGAGUCGAUGGAGGACUUCCUUGCGCGCGCGGCCAAGGACCCCGCCUCCGCCGUCGCGGCGGGCCGCCCUGCGCCAGCGGCGGACGUGUGGCGCGAGGUGGUGUGGCACAAGUACCUCGACUCGCUCUCUCCGCCCGGCGAGGCGGUCGGCCUGCUCGCGGCGCAGUCCGUCGGCGAGCCUUCGACGCAGAUGACCCUCAACACCUUCCACCUGGCGGGCAGCGGCCUCGCCCACGCGGGCACCGGCCUCGCCAACGUAACUCUGGGCAUCCCUCGGCUGCGCGAGGUGAUCAUGGUUGCGUCGCGCAAGCCGUCCACGCCCCUGAUGACCCUCUCGCUCCUCGAGGCGGUUCAGUCUGCCGGCGGCGCCGACGCGGCGGCGCAGGAGGUGCGGCACCGCCUCGAGCGCGUCACUUUCGCAGAGGUGCUGCAGCGCGUGACCGCCGAGGAGCGGCUGCGGCCCGAGGCGGCCCCCGCGGGCGGCAGCGCCGCGGAGUACAGCCGGCGCGUGCGCCUCACCCUCCACUUCGACCCGGCCGCGGCCGGCGUGCAGCGCGUGGAGCUGCUGCUGCCGCUGGUCGAGCAGCUGCUCCCAUCGCUCAAGCGGGCGAUGGCAAAGCACGCCGCAGCCGCCUCCAAGGGGCGAAAGGCGGUGACGAGUCGCGCCGCGCGGCGGGAAGCUGCGCCGGCCGCGGCGGGCGGAGGCGAUGAAGAUGGCGGGGCUGCUGGAGGCGAAGGCGGCGAGGGCGAGCGCCGUGGGCGCAGCGGGGACGACGACGGGGGCGGCGACGGCGACGGCGGCGGCGGCGGCGACGACGACGACGACGACGCGCGCGCAGCGGCGCGCGCGGCGCGGCGCUCGAGCGCCGACUACGACGACGAGGAGGACGGUGGUGAGAGCGGUCGUGCGUCGUCGCCGACGGGCGAGGAGGGCGAGGAGGGCGACGAGGAGGAGGCCGAGGGUGCGGCGGCUGGCAGCGGCGGUGGUGCAUCGGGCGGUCGGUCGGCCGCAGCUGCGGCAGAGGAGGCGUCGGCCGAGAGGGCUUUUGUGACGCGCCUCGACGCGCUCUGCCGACCGGGAGGCUCCCUGGUGGGCGCCGGCGUCGCGAGCGACGGGUUGUCGGGAUGGAUCGACUGCCGGAUGCCGGCGCGCACCGCGCGGCUGCAGCUGGUGCCGCUCGUCGAGGAGCUCGCGCCAAAGGUGGUGGUGCGACACACCGAGGGCAUCACUUCGGCGGUGGUGCUCCCGCCGCCAAAGGGCUCGAAAGCGCCGGUCAUCCAGACGGCGGGCGUCAACUUUGGCGCGCUCGCGUCGAGCCGGGCGAUGGCUGCCGUGGUCGACCUGAACAAGGUCCGAUCCAACGAUAUCUACGCCGUGCUCUGCACUUUUGGCGUCGAGGCGGCGCGCGCCACCAUCGUCUCCGAGAUCAAGUCGGUCUUCGGCGUGUACGGCAUCAAGGUUGACCCUCGCCACCUCGCGCUCAUCGGCGACUACAUGACGCACGAGGGCGGCUACACGCCGCUCAACCGCUCUGGCAUGGAGACGCACGUGUCGCCGCUGCUCAAGAUGACGUUCGAGACGACGACGCACUUUCUCACCCAGGCCGCCACGCACGGCGACCCCGACCCGCUCACCGCGCCGUCCGCCGCCAUCGUGCUGGGCAAGCCCGUCUCGUGCGGCACGGGCGCCUUUGGGCUGCGAGCCAAUCUGGCCGCGUCGUGCCGGCAAUGA
Molecule: messenger RNA, 5373 nt
Organism: Emiliania huxleyi CCMP1516
Lineage: Eukaryota; Haptophyta; Isochrysidales; Noelaerhabdaceae
Exons: 10
Coding region: 1-5373 (1790 amino acids)
Biological process (GO): DNA-templated transcription
Cellular component (GO): RNA polymerase I complex
Molecular function (GO): DNA binding; DNA-directed RNA polymerase activity
Source: RefSeq, a predicted model, not a curated record